Molecule: messenger RNA, 2203 nt
Organism: Spirodela intermedia
Lineage: Eukaryota; Viridiplantae; Streptophyta; Magnoliopsida; Alismatales; Araceae
Source: the annotation of a GenBank genome assembly
AUGAAGAUGGGCACCGCGCCUUUCAUUUUCUUCUGUCUUUCUCUGCUCGUUUCCAUGUCUAGAGCAGAUGAUGCUCCAGGUAAGUCCGACGGAGAACAACUUCCAUCCCCUUCUAAUCUUAAACUUCAUCGCUUGAAUAGUUGCCUACUUUAGAAGCAAAUCUGUCUCCAGCAGCGUCGCCGUUGACUAAACGUUUGGAGCAACUGAUGUUUUUUCUGUGAAGGAAAUCGCCCAGUUGGGCAGGACAGGUUCGAGAUUGAGGGGAUGAUUAGUGCCUUCAAGAACGGGGUUUCUCAGGAAGAGCCCUCCAGUUCAACCUGCACAGAGGUUUCAGGAAAGGCGAAAGACCCGGCAGAUGAUGGCAGACUGAGUAACCAUCUUGCCAGUCUCACUGGGAUGCUCCGCGGCAUUCUGCCUUCCGAGUUGGAGGCAACGGUACGCCAUUUGAGCUUAUUAAAACGGGUUAAUUCAGCUGAAAGCUAUAGAAAAUAUAGUCCGAAACAUCUUACAGAAAAUACCGUCCAUAGAGAGCAUCUGGGUCACAUUUAGAUGGAGCUUCUUUUCUUUUUUUCGGUCAUAAGCUUCUCAUAUAAUCCGCCUGAUUCCAUCAAAAUCCAAGUUUCCAGUUCUUCGAUUAGUAUCUGUCAGGUGGGUUCCUGUACCAAGUUUGGGGUGGGUAGAGUCCUUACAGGACACAAUGAUUAGACCAUAAUUAGACCUUAAAAAUAAUCAUCAAGGCUAUUAAAAACUACGGGGUCAAGCUCGUUCUACUUUGCAAUAUCAUCCUCCUAACUAGAGAAAGCUUGGCCAAGCAUUUGGCCACUGCCCCAUUUAGGAGUCCUCCCUCAUGGCGUCUAUAGUGCUUGUCUCACACAUCCAGCACUGAAGAUCAUCGGCCUGCUUAAACCUUCUAGCCCUUCCCACCAUUUGUGAACACGGCAUUAUCUGGAAGCUAUCAAAUAUAACUCGUUAUGGAGAUCCAUGCAUACAUAUUUGGUUUUGUAUGUUCUGGAUUGAUAAAACUAAGCCUCGUUUCUCAACUAUCAGCUGAAAUCAAACAAAACAUGCAUUACAUGCCAUAAGAUUUUGGAGGAAAUCACCAACGUUUUGGGGGACACUGACAAGCAGGUAAAAAGCAGUGCAUUAUCUGGAAGAGAUUUCUACAGCAUGGAAUAAAUUAUUACCCUUUUUUUAUUUUCUUUUUGGGUUUUUUCCAGGUUACUAUAAUAACGUCUCUCCUGAAAAAAUGCGAAAAUCAAACCAUAUUCGAUGAAGUAAGUCCAUCCUUCUAAAUUAAUAAUCAUACAAGUAUGAUCCUCCCUUCCAUGCGCUGUUAGAAGACAAUGCGAGGUUGGAGAUAGUUGACAAUCGUUGAGAUUUUUCAUGUGCAGUGCAAGGAGUAUGUUUUCGCCUAUGGUCCAGUUGUCCUGAACAGCCUGCAUAAGAUUGUUGUCACGGACUUAUGCUACAUGACGGGCAUCUGCGCAGAUCCAAAAAACCAAACAUCACAAGAUGUGGACCUGAAGAACGACGGGAACAUUGAACAAAAGUAUCAGAAUCAAGCGAGAAAAAUAUUUUUGCCUCGAGAAUACGCACUGCGCUUCAAGUGACAGCCCACUCUCCAGUGUUUGAUCACGUGCAUUCCAACGAUCUCCAGAAGUCACUAUGAGACAUCACCCAUGAUGGAAAGCUUUUACACAAAAGAACUUGCUCCGGCUUGUAGCAGUCAACUAGUAGAUGUAGCAGACCAUUAACCAUAAAGGCUGAUGAUACAGCUCUAAAAUUUACUCAUGGGUUCUUUCCAGAGCUCUAGUAUUGUUCCUCUGUAGCUUCUCGUAUAGAUCCAGCUUCUACUACUGUCAUAUAUAUCAAUGCUUUGUUACAUAACUUUCAUACAGACGGCCACCCAACUCAAGGGCUUAUAGACCUGCCUAGCAGGUGUACCUGGUAACUAGGUUAGGUCAACCUUGCAAGCGUCCAGUAAAAAUAAAGCCAAUCUGUUUUCUAACAAAGAUUUGAUAAACACAGGAAGCUAGCAGCUGGAGUCAAAGUUCCAAGGGAAGAUCUGGUACGACUGAACAGUUGAUCCAAGUUAAUUUAGGGAUGGGUUCCAUCUGGUUACCUUCGAGCACCAGGCAUUAAAGCAGAAGCUGUCUGUAGUAUCCAUGAUGUUCCAUCCUAUUCGGAUAUAUCUAGCAUCUAA